AUGGUCGGAUUGGCAGAUAAACUAAACACUUUGGUGAGGGAUCUUUCUGGAGGCAUGAAGAGGAAGUUGUCCCUUGGAAUUGCACUGAUAGGAAAUAGCAAGGUUAUUGUUCUUGAUGAACCUACAAGUGGAAUGGAUCCAUAUUCAAUGCGGUUGACUUGGCAAUUGAUCAAAAGACUAAAGAAAGGCAGGAUAAUAUUGUUAACUACACAUUCCAUGGAUGAAGCUGAUGUACUAGGAGAUCGGAUAGCUAUCAUGGCUAAUGGUUCCUUAAAAUGCUGCGGAAGCUCCCUUUUCUUGAAGCACCAAUAUGGUGUUGGAUAUACUCUCACUCUGGUGAAGAAUGAUUCUGGUGCCUCGGUGGUCUCUGAUAUUGUUUACCGCCACGUUCCAUCGGCAAUAUGCGUGAGCGAAGUUGGAACUGAGAUCUCCUUUAAGCUUCCUCUAGCAUCCUCAUGUUCAUUUGAAAGCAUGUUUAGGGAAAUUGAGAGCUGCAUGAGACGAUCAGGUCCUAACUUUGGAAGUGCUGAUUGUAAGGACAGACAGUUUCCUGGUAUUGAGAGUUAUGGUAUCUCUGUCACAACCCUAGAGGAGGUAUUCCUGAGAGUUGCAGGAUGUGAUAUUAAUGAAGCUGAAUGUGUUGAGGAGGGAAAAACUUCAGUUUUACCAGAUCCUGCCGUUCUUCAAGCCUGUCCUACUAAUGCUCCAAAAAAAUAUUUCCAUUCCAAACUAUGGGGAAGUAAUAUGAAGGUCAUCGGGCUGAUAUUUACCAUUGUGGGGAGAGCAUUCGGUAUUUUCUUGGAUACCAUCCUUAGAAUUAUAAACUUCUUAACAUUGCAAUGCUUCAGCUGUUGCUUACUUCCGAGGACAACAUUUUGGCAACAUUGUAAAGCUUUGCUUAUAAAGCGGGCAAUAUCUGCUCGGAGAGAUCGGAAAACUAUGGUUUUCCAGCUGUUAAUUCCUGCCAUCUUCUUGCUUUUCGGUCUUCUCUUUCUCGAGCUUAAGCCGCAUCCUGAUCAAGUUUCUGUGACCUUCUCAACUUCUUAUUUUAAUCCUCUGCUGAGUGGUGGUGGUGGUGGUGGUCCAAUUCCCUUUGACCUAUCCCAGCCUAUCUCACAGGAGUUUGCAAGCUAUAUAAAAGGUGGCUGGAUUCAAAGGUUUAGACAGAGCAGUUAUAGAUUCCCUAAUUCAGCGAAGGCGUUAGCUGAUGCUAUUGAGGCAGCUGGGCCAAAUCUGGGGCCUGUUCUACUUUCCAUGAGUGAAUAUCUGAUGUCUAGCUUUAAUGAAUCGUAUCAGUCUAGGUAUGGAGCAGUCAUAAUGGAUGGUUUGAAUGAUGAUGGAAGUCUAGGGUACACAAUUCUACACAAUAGUUCUUGUCAACAUGCUGCUCCAACAUUCAUCAAUUUAAUGAACUCGGCAGUUCUUAGGCUUGCUACUCUUAAUGGAAACAUGACGAUUCGGACACGGAAUCACCCUCUGCCCAUGACUGAAAGCCAGCGGUUGCAACGUCAUGAUCUGGAUGCUUUCUCUGCUGCAAUUGUUGUUAAUAUUGCCUUCUCCUUUAUCCCUGCUUCCUUUGCCAUUGCUAUCGUAAAGGUACCUUUUCCAACUCUAUACGAAACAUGUGCUAUGGGAAUGCUGCAGUGUGGAGUUGCUGAACGGGAAGUGAGAGCUAAGCAUCAGCAAUUAAUAAGUGGGGUGUCCAUACUUUCAUAUUGGGCUUCUACAUACAUAUGGGACUUCAUCAGCUUCUUGUUUCCUGCAUCUUUUGCAAUAGUUCUCUUUUACAUAUUUGGUUUGGAUCAGUUCAUUGGAAGGGAUUCUUUACUGCCCACAGGUCUUAUGUUUCUGGAAUAUGGACUUGCUAUUGCAUCAUCAACCUAUUGCCUCACUUUUUUCUUUUAUGAACACAGCAUGGCACAGAACGUGGUACUCUUGGUCCACACUUUCACUGGGCUUGUUCUUAUGGUUAUAUCAUUUAUCAUGGGGCUUAUACAGACAACUGCACGUCUGAAUUCUUUUCUCAAGGUUGGAAACAAGGAAUUUUUUAAGCACAUGCCUCUCAACAUACUGAAUUAA
Molecule: messenger RNA, 2079 nt
Organism: Ilex paraguariensis (yerba mate)
Lineage: Eukaryota; Viridiplantae; Streptophyta; Magnoliopsida; Aquifoliales; Aquifoliaceae
Source: the annotation of a GenBank genome assembly